AUGCGUCAAAAGAUGCAACACAACAGUGGACCUCGAAGCCAGGACCUAGGGCCGCCGAAGCCUGAAGCUCCUGUGAGUGUGGCUGCAAGAUGUCACAAGGGCUUCCCCGCAGCCAUGAUUUUUAACACCAUGCCCCGGGCCAGGAGCCUCAGGGUGCUCGUUCGGGAAAAUGGGAGCCAAAUCAGGAUCACCCCAUGCGCCCCCGCACCCCGCCCCCGCCGGUUCCAAGACCAUCACAGCUACCUGUCUUUGGGGAUCCCUAAUAUAACACAUUCAGUGUUCUCCUUUCAGUCUUACUACUUUGACCGCGAUGAUGUGGCUUUGAAGAACUUUGCCAAAUACUUUCUUCACCAAUCUCAUGAGGAAAGGGAACAUGCCGAGAAACUGAUGAAGCUGCAGAACCAACGAGGUGGCCGAAUCUUCCUUCAGGAUAUUAAGAAACCAGACUAUGACGACUGGGAGAGCGGGCUGAAUGCAAUGGAGUGUGCUUUACAUUUGGAAAAAAAUGUGAAUCAGUCACUACUGGAACUGCACAAACUGGCCACUGACAAAAAUGACCCCCAUUUGUGUGACUUCAUUGAGACACAUUACCUGAAUGAGCAGGUGAAAGCCAUCAAAGAAUUGGGUGACCACGUGACCAACUUGCGCAAGAUGGGAGCACCCGAAUCUGGCUUGGCAGAGUAUCUCUUUGACAAGCACACCCUGGGAGACAGUGAUAAUGAAAGCUAAGCCUCAGGCUAAUUUCCCUAUAGCCAUGGGGUGACUUCCCUGGUCACCAAGGCAGUGCAUGCAUGUUGGGGUUUCCUUUACCUUUUCUAUAAGUUGUACCAAAACAUCCACUUAAGUUCUUUGAUUUGUACCAUUCCUUCAAAUAAAGAAAUUUGGUACCCAGGUGUUGUCUUUGAGGUCUUGGGAUGAAUCAGAAAUCUAUCCAGUCUAUCUUCCAGAUUCCUUAAGUGCCGUUGCUCAGUUCUAAUCACACUAAUCAAAAAGAAACAGAGUAUUUGUAUUUAUUAAACGCCUUAGUUUGGGCAGUAUACUAAGGUAUGGCUGUCUUGGAUUCAGACAGGAUUAAGGGUUCCUGACUCUCAAUCCAGUGUCUGAGCUAAAUGUUUCCGAUGGUUCAGUCUAGCUUUCAUAAUUUUUAUGAAUGAAAGGCAUUAAAGGCU
Mandrillus leucophaeus (drill) is the source of this 1169-nucleotide messenger RNA. It is a transcript of the gene FTH1, whose product is annotated as ferritin, heavy polypeptide 1. Gene Ontology annotation, molecular function: ferric iron binding; ferrous iron binding. The record is from RefSeq and is a predicted model, not a curated record. Gene Ontology annotation, cellular component: cytoplasm. Gene Ontology annotation, biological process: iron ion transport; intracellular iron ion homeostasis. The coding region runs from base 1 to 729 and encodes 242 amino acids. NCBI's taxonomy places the organism in Eukaryota, Metazoa, Chordata, Mammalia, Primates, Cercopithecidae. The transcript is spliced from 6 exons.